UCCCAGACUGGUGAAGCUAAGAGAAGACCUCCGGUUGGACUGCACCACUAUCGGCAGCCCCCCUCCCACCGUUACCUGGUUCCGCGAUGGUCAGCUUCUCGUUACCUCGGACAGGGUGUCCUUCCCCUCCCAGGGGGCAUUGCUCAUACGUUAUGUGGACUAUGCAGAUGAAGGACAGUACACAUGUGUGGCAACCAAUGAAGCUGGAGAGGCCAGAGAAACCAUGCCUGUCUUUAUACAAGUCCAGCCUGCUGCCCCGGAGCUUGUGUCAGCCGUAGCGCUGGACAGCUCCUCUGUCAACAUCAGCUGGGUUGCCACGGACGACGGGAACAGCAGCACCCUGUACUACCAGGUGGAGUACAAGCUCAGUGAUGCGCCGGCGUACACCCCCCUCCCCGACCGGAUCCCCGCCGCCGGUCCCACCGGAUGGUUUGUCAUCGGCGACCUUGAGCCGGCGGUGUCGUAUUACUUCCAGGUGCGGGCCUGGAACAUCAUCGGAGCCAGCGCGCCGGGAAACGCUCUGGAGGUCCAGACUUUCGCUUCAAACCCUUCAGAGCCCAGAAACCUGCAGGUCCCCUAUAAGAACUCCACAGCAGUUCAGCUCAGCUGGGAGAGACCACAGCAGAGAAACGGGGAUGUAAGGGUGUACGAGCUGCAGUAUCGGGAUCAAAACUCACAAGACUUUGACUCCAUCGAAGUGGUGUCGACCUCUCCCACCACGACCCAGCUGGUGGUUAACCUUUGGCCCCUGACCUUUUACCACUUCCGUGUGCGAGCGGCGACAGUUUGGAACGGGGAGAGACUGUGGGGGAACUACAGCAGCUUCCUGCAGGUCCAGACUAGCCCAGGAGCACCGUUUGCGGCGCCGCAAAACGUCCAGGCCACGGCAAACUCCUCCGACACAAUUCUGGUGGAGUGGCAGGAAAUCCCCUUCAACAUGCAGAAUGGCGUCAUCACGUCCUACACGCUACGCUACAAACGGACUGACAACAGCGAGGACUGGAGAACCAAGACGUUGGGCCGCCCGGUGACGUCCACGUUCCUGUCUGACCUGAAGCCGUGGCGGGAGUACAGGAUAGAGGUGCAGGGAAGAAACGCACAGGGGUCCGGGCCCUUCUCUGAUCCAGCACUGGCCAAGACCUUCCAGUCUGCUCCUACAGGUGCUCCCACAGAUGUCAGUAUUGUAGGUGUUUCUCCAACUUCCAUCCAAGUCACCUGGCAGCCCGUGAGUGCAGAGUUCCAGAACGGUGUGAUCGGCGGUUACCGCCUGAAGUUGGACGGCCGGGACCACAUGUUCGUGUCCGGCGCAGAGAACCGUGCGGUCACGAUCGGCGGGCUGCGGCCAUGGACAGAGUAUCUGGUGGAGGUGGCGGCGGUGAACGUUGCGCUGAACGUGACGGGGCUCUACAGCGCCGCGCGGAGUGGGAGGACACUGGAGGAUGUUCCUGGCCCCAUCUCGGGCCUGACAGCUGAGGUCCUCUCCUUUAGUGCCGUACGGUUGUCAUGGCAACCCCCGACAAUGCCCAACGGCUUGAUUAUUGGCUACAUCGUCAGCUACAUCCCCGUCGGUCGCCACUUCCCCACCACCCAGAAGCCCACAACCGUCCAAACGACAGAAAGGGCCCAGAAUGGAACUGAGGAAGAACCAACUGGUGCCAUAUAA
This is a messenger RNA of Branchiostoma floridae (Florida lancelet), 1663 nucleotides long. Its product is annotated as receptor-type tyrosine-protein phosphatase F-like. Lineage: Eukaryota; Metazoa; Chordata; Leptocardii; Amphioxiformes; Branchiostomatidae. Gene Ontology annotation, biological process: axon guidance; cell-cell adhesion. The record is from RefSeq and is a predicted model, not a curated record. Gene Ontology annotation, molecular function: protein binding. The coding region runs from base 224 to 1663 and encodes 479 amino acids. Gene Ontology annotation, cellular component: plasma membrane; axon. The transcript has 12 exons.